AUGAAGAAUCAGCAAGUGAACGUGGAUUAUUGGUCGAUGCUGAAAGCCAUGUUUUUGUACGGUGCGCUGACCGCGCUGGGUUGGCUUAUGCUGAGGCUUUUCAACACGGUGUUCAUGCUGCCGGGACGGUUGCGGUCCCAGCAGGACAACGUACAGAGCUCGUUGAAGGAACUCCAGAGACGCUUCCCCGACUUGAACAUAACCGAAGAGGACUUGAUAAACGCUGAUAAAGAGCUCGAGAAGCUAAUAAACGAAGAAGACGACAAAAAAACAAAAGAUAGUGAUAUACCUAAAAUUGAAGAACCGCCCGCUGAGGAAGAUAAGAAAACUCUU
This is a messenger RNA of Iphiclides podalirius (scarce swallowtail), 333 nucleotides long. The record is from the annotation of a GenBank genome assembly. Lineage: Eukaryota; Metazoa; Arthropoda; Insecta; Lepidoptera; Papilionidae.